Molecule: messenger RNA, 921 nt
Organism: Brienomyrus brachyistius
Lineage: Eukaryota; Metazoa; Chordata; Actinopteri; Osteoglossiformes; Mormyridae
Product: histone H3.3A-like
Exons: 4
Coding region: 184-594 (136 amino acids)
Cellular component (GO): nucleosome
Molecular function (GO): DNA binding; structural constituent of chromatin; protein heterodimerization activity
Source: RefSeq, a predicted model, not a curated record
GAAGGGCGUCACUACCAAGACAAAUAUUCAGUUACGGGGCGAUACUUCGGUGAAUACUGCUAAAAAAAAGAAUUAUAUAUAUAUAUUGUUCAUUUUGUGGUCCCUUCCUGAUUUUUUUUUUUUUUUAUAUAAAACACAUUUUUAAAGGACACUGGUUAUUCUUGAUUUGGUAGGAAAGUCGCCAUGGCUCGUACGAAGCAGACUGCCCGAAAGUCCACAGGCGGGAAAGCGCCCAGGAAGCAGCUGGCCACCAAAGCGGCGAGGAAGAGCGCGCCCUCUACCGGCGGCGUGAAGAAGCCGCACCGAUACAGGCCAGGCACCGUGGCGCUCAGAGAGAUUCGCCGCUACCAGAAGUCCACCGAGUUGCUGAUCCGAAAACUGCCUUUCCAGCGGCUGGUUAGGGAAAUCGCCCAGGACUUCAAGACUGAUCUCAGAUUCCAGGGCGCAGCCAUCGGUGCUCUGCAGGAAGCCAGUGAAGCGUACCUGGUUGGCUUAUUCGAGGACACUAACUUGUGUGCCAUCCACGCCAAGAGAGUCACUAUCAUGCCCAAGGACAUCCAACUGGCCCGUCGAAUCCGGGGAGAGCGCGCCUAACUCUGGGUGGGGCUUCCACUAUGUUCUUACUUUGUAAAAAUGUUCUCUACAUUUACAGUCACCUCCGUAUUUAGACUGUUUUGUAUCAUGUUAGCAAUCAAUGGUUUGCAUUUUGGAAUAGUAGCAGGGUUUUUUUAAUGUAAAACAUUCCUCCAAUGCAUUCUCAGGUUUUUAAGAUUUAUAUUGUAAAUUGUUAUACCUCUGGCUCAUUAUGGCAAAUUGUAAGUAGCUUGUAUGCUUUGGGGAUUAGGCAGCCAAUUAGAAAACAUGUAACAUCUGUCUUUGUAUUGUGGUUAUUGGGUUGUAAAUAAACUUUCUACUACCUCA